Cladophialophora immunda is the source of this 2098-nucleotide messenger RNA. RefSeq lists its product as uncharacterized. The record is from RefSeq and is a predicted model, not a curated record. Bases 64 to 1569 code for a protein of 501 amino acids. Gene Ontology annotation, molecular function: protein binding. NCBI's taxonomy places the organism in Eukaryota, Fungi, Ascomycota, Eurotiomycetes, Chaetothyriales, Herpotrichiellaceae. The transcript has 5 exons.
GAAUCCAUUAACUCGUCCAGAUACGCAAGACCUGGCCUAAUUGCGAUACACCCUGCUUUCACCAUGUUCUAUGAUGGAGAUUUGUCGAGUGCCAUAUCAACGGCUCUCCACGAAAGAAAAGCUGUUCUAUGCUUUGUAUCCGAUAGCGGCUCACAAACCAGCAGGGAAUGGGAAACAGUCUUGAGAGAUCCCUCCAUAUCCCCUGCGGUGUCCUCCCAAACUGUUGCGGUGUUACUCAAUGCGGGUUCUGAAGAAGCCAGCUUCCUCAAUUCAAUCUGCCCAAUCAACAGCACGCCUGCCAUUAUUGUGAUUAAGGAUGCGCGAGUACAAGAAAACCUUCAGUCCGCAGACGUAUCAACCGAACAGUUGAAGCCUCGCUUGUCUUCAGCUUUUGGCAUACAAGAUGGAGGAACGAGGUUGUCCCAGGAACCCGAGCCACAGCAAUCUGAACCAGAAGACGAAUCCACUGAAAACCUCCACCUUGAGUCCGCCUCUAGGGACCCUCCUCCGGCAUAUGCCACUACCUCCUCAGAGUCCCAUCAAUCUAUCCCAUCAAGCCCGUCGGCAAAUCCAGCAGUGCCUGUGCCUGCGGGAGAACAGGUCUACACGCCACAGACUCGUACGACUCCGUCGUCCACCCUUUCAUCUGCGCCGCGAAGACACGCCGAACCUCCAAAUCCAACACUAGUUCCCGCCCACACGCUGCCAUCAUCAGAACCCAGUGCGGAAAUGAGCGAAAAACAAAAAGCCCAAAGGGCAGAAUACAUCAAAAUGCAACGAGAGCGCGAACAGAAACAGCGCGAUGAGCGCGAACGGAUCAAAGCUCAGAUCAAAGCAGACCGGGAGGAGAGGCGGUUGUUGGAUGAGAUGAGAAAGCAAGGGCAAACGCAGGAGACUCCAACUUCUUCAACUCCCUCUUCGUACGCGCGGUCAAGAACAUCAAGAGCGAACGCUCGAGGGGACGUCAGAGUUCAAGUCCGCGCAUUCGACGGAUCAACUCUGCGCAACACAUUCCCUUCCACGUCAACGAUCACGAAAGAAAUUCGUCCCUGGAUUGACUCCGCCAACUCGACCUCUUCAUCCAAUAGGACAAGCGGCGUGCCAUAUAACCUCAAACUCAUCCUGACACCACUUCCCAAUCGCACAAUCGAAGCGGGCGAAGAGGAUACUGAACUCUCGGACCUCGGUAUUGUGGGGAGUUGCACCUUCGUCAUGGUCCCGGUAAAAGGAUAUGUUGACUCAUACGCUUCCGGCGGCAUGGGGCUGGGAGGCGGAUUGCUCGGAGGCGUCGUGACAGGAGGGUACAACCUCGUCAGCGGGACGGCGGGAAUGGUCUUUGGCGGCGUACGAUCACUGCUUGGAUAUGGCUCUGGGAACGCGGAACAGACGAGCGGCGGAAGCGAGAACGCUGGCCAGACUCCCGGCUCUGGUCCCGGAGCUGGCAACAACGUCCGGAUCCGGACACUGGCUGACCAACGCGCGGACGAUGCUACGAAGCGGGACCAGCAAUUUUACAACGGCAACCAGCUCAAUUUCCAGCCCAACGACGAGGACCAGAAGAAAGACUGACCCCGAGGAAAUGGGACUGGGACCUGGGAAAGUCUGUACAGCUUGUAUUUUCACCAGGGUCGGCCGGGAAUGUCUCCCCAUUUUGGACAACAGACCAGGAAGGACAUUGUGAUUACGAUUGCAUCCGAAGGGUCGAUGUAUUGCUAAGAAGCGGUGGUAUUGCGCCCAUGAGUGCAUGGUUCUGGCGCACACAGCGAGGAAUCACGCAAUGAUGCUAUCCCCAAUGACUCAACUUUGAUGCUGAUGGCAAAACCAACUCCUUAUUACUAUUGUAUUCUGCUCCAUCAGGUCCGCUAUUGCACCCGUCUCUGUUCCACAUUCUCAUGUGCCCCCGUUCUUGUUCUGCGUUUGUGUGUAGUCCUGCCUGGGAACGAGCAUGAACGCAUGGGGCCUAGGAACGCUGAGAAGCAAGCGAAAGGGGAUGUUCCUGGUGCUAUAUAGCACGCGUACGGAGGACGUAUACAUAUCCAUACAUAUCCAUCCCAUCCCUCGCUUCUUCAGCGCGCGGGAACAAUCUCCUCAAUCCAAC